This is a messenger RNA of Cryptosporidium ubiquitum, 951 nucleotides long. RefSeq names its product phosphotyrosyl phosphatase activator. Gene Ontology annotation, molecular function: peptidyl-prolyl cis-trans isomerase activity; protein tyrosine phosphatase activator activity. Gene Ontology annotation, biological process: mitotic spindle organization. Gene Ontology annotation, cellular component: nucleus; cytoplasm; protein phosphatase type 2A complex. The record is from RefSeq and is a predicted model, not a curated record. Bases 1 to 951 code for a protein of 316 amino acids. NCBI's taxonomy places the organism in Eukaryota, Apicomplexa, Conoidasida, Eucoccidiorida, Cryptosporidiidae. The transcript has a single exon.
AUGGGUUUAACUGAAAGGGUAGAGUGUACUGAAAAAAUAACUGACUUAGAACGGUUAAAUUACUUUAUCUGCGGUAAAACUCAUUCAGAUAUUAUUGAAUUUAUUGAACUAUUGAGUGAGAGUGUUAAAGGAAAAGUAUUAGUACAGCAGCAGGAAUAUGAAGAAAAAAACAAUGAAAGAUCUGAUCUUGGAUUUAAAUCAAUUGUAAUUAUUCUCAAAUUGCUAUCUAAAUUAGACUCUAACAUAGACGAGAUUCCACCAAUAAAACAACCAAUGAGAUUUGGGAACAAAGCUUUUCAGGCUUGGUAUGACAAAACAAACCAGACGUGUACAUCUUAUAUUUCUGAUAUUCUGAAGGAAAAUUCUGAAAAAUAUUUGCAAGAAAUUACGAAUUAUUUUGCAGAAUCAUUCGGAAAUAGAUCCAGAGUUGAUUAUGGAACUGGCCACGAACUUAAUUUUAUUCUUUUUCUUAUGUGUAUUUAUAGGCUUGGAAUAUUCCAGAAAAGUGAUUUUCCUGACCUGAUAUUGGUUGUAUUCCAUAGAUAUAUUCUUUUAAUGAGAAGACUUCAGUCUGUAUAUCUGCUAGAGCCUGCUGGUUCAAGGGGAGUUUGGGGUCUAGACGAUUACCAGUUUCUCCCUUUUUUGUUCGGUUCUGCUCAGUUUAUAAACUCAAGUGAGCUGUUUCCCGUCCUUACAAGUCAAAUACUUGAUCGUUCAAUACUAGAAACCUAUUCUGCAAAAUUGCUAUACAUUAAUUCUAUACAGCAUAUUCUUAAUAUGAAGACAAACGUAUAUUUUGCAGAAUGCUCUCCUAUUUUAUAUAGUUUAACUUCUGUUCCAACUUGGGAAAAAAUUUACUCUGGUAUGAUUAAAAUGUACGUAGCAGAGAUUCUAAAUAAAUUCCCCAUUGCACAACAUAUCUCAUUUGGGAAUUUAAUUCCGUUCGAGUAA